Molecule: messenger RNA, 5014 nt
Organism: Chara braunii
Lineage: Eukaryota; Viridiplantae; Streptophyta; Charophyceae; Charales; Characeae
Source: the annotation of a GenBank genome assembly
UUCGAUCUUUUUGCUGAUUUAACCUCUGUUUGUUCUACCCACUCGCCCAGGCUCUGGCCGUUGCGGCGAUGGCAAACAUGGACUUGAACGACGUAAAUCGUCUAAGUUCAGAUGGCGUCCUUCCAAGCUGGGUCUCAUUUCUUGAAUACGAAAAGGUGAAGUGGAUCAACUUUGAGCUCAAGGAACUUUGGCCUCAUGUAAACAAGGCGACAAUGCAGGUCAUCAAGGAGCAGGUUGAACCCCUUCUGGCGACUUAUUGCCCACCAGGGAUUAAGUCGAUGAAAUUCAAGAAGCUGACUUUAGGAAACCUAAAUCCUUCAAUUGAAGGCAUAAAGGUAGUUCCCGGCAAAGGCGGGCAGGCGACAAUGGAGCUGAUGUUUCAGUGGCAGGGAGACCCGAGCAUCAUUCUUGCUAUCGAGCCGCUGGUCAGCAUAGCGCCAUUGCAGGUCCAGGUGAAGGACAUAGUGUUCAGUGCAAUGGUUCGCAUGAUCUUCCAGUUUGCGGACGAUAUUCCAUGCAUUGGCGCAGUUGCUGUCUCCUUGAGAGAAAAUCCUCCUCCAAUUCACAGGUUUAAGCUCAGAGCUAUUGGCGGGAACUUGAAUGCUAUCCCAGGGCUUGUGGGGAUGAUUGAGGGCAUCGUUGAGGACGUGCUAAAUGACAUUAUCAUGUGGCCACAACGUAUCGUCAUCAAAUUGAUCGAGGGUGACUACAGCGUCUUGUGCAAAGGUGGUCUGCAGGUUGACCGAAGACGAAGUGGGCUGAAGAGUGAGAUCGUAGCCAUACUAGCACUGAUGUCGAUGGAACAAGACACCGGGGCACUGCCACGACGCAGUGCCAGGCUUGCAGGGCGUGCCCGCUCUGUGAUACCUCUCCGACGGAGGACUCAGCGACUCAGCAGCAGGACGACUCCAGCGGCAUCGAGUACAGUAUUGACGGUACCGGGUACCACCAGAGUUCUUCCCGCAUGCCCAGUCCAAGGGGCCGGUGAGCUGUUGGCAGAUUACUUUCAGCGGGUACAGGCAUUCACUGAUGCCGUAGCAACCGCAAAGGCACAAGAGGGAGCAGAGGCGGAACGUCAACGGCUGGCCAAAGAGGCGGCAGCCCAAGCUCAGCAACCUACUGAGGAUGACGCAGCAGCACGGGACCAACGGAAUGCCGCCAGCACGGAAUCCCUGAUUCAUAAUGAGAAUCAGUGGACAACGAUCCUCGAGGGCAUGAUCUUUGUGCCUUCGGAAGCGCAGGCAGAUCCGACACCGGCGGAGGCAGAGAGGACUCACCUGGCUAACGUGAUGUUGACAAUGAUGCGAGCGAUCAUGUGGAACAAUACGAUUUUAGCAGUACAAAUACACGAAGGCAGACAGCUGCAACAGAUGCAGCAGAAGGAUUCUGCAGCCUUGUCAGCAGCUGUUCGCACUACCGCCACACAUCAGCAACAACAGCAACAAUUGUGGAACACCACCACUGCACGCGUCAGCAGCAUCGAGGCUAAGGCCUCAGCAGCGCCAGGCUGCACGACAGACGAGACGAAGCAACUCAACGGGCGCAUCGAUCACGUCGUCAAGCUCAUCGGCGACAUAGGUAUUUUCAAUGGGCCGGACACGAUCAGUAGCACGGUGGCCGCCAUCAAGACGGACAUCACCAAGCUACAGACGAGACCGGACGCCGCGACGAAGAGUUACAAGAUGCCACACUUCGACAUCAGCAACUUCGACGACCACAACAAGACGGACGCCUUGGCAUGGUGGCAAUGUUUCCUUACGGAAGCAUCCUGCCGCACUGUCCCAGACGACUACAUGAUGAAGGCGCUAUACUUACAGCUGACUGGAGGAGCGCAGGCAUGGAUGAACCACCUGGCGGCUACCCACACAUGCACCAUCGCCGAACUUCACACGCACAUCACGUGGAAGGAGUUCGAGCAGCUAUGGUUCACCCGGUUCAUGGUCCRCAAYRUCGUGAAGGCGGCCAUGAACGAGGUGUACACCUGCUCUCAAGGAAGUAUGCCAACUCGAGACUGGACAACCAAGCGGCAAAAGAUAGUGACCACGCCAGGCUUUGAUUUGACUUUUCCAAAUCAACAAUCCGAGUUCUUCUCGCGAUCGUGCGCAAGAUUGCGGUCGGCACUCGGUAAUGAGUACGACUAUACCUCGUUCCAGGCCAUCCUGGAUCGCGCAAACCUGGUCAUCCAGACGGACGACAAGGCCGCUAACGAGAAACAAUCCCAGCCGCAUUAUGUGGCUAAGCAGGGCUAUCAACGUCCGGCACAUAACAAUGCCGUAAUUUCUGAAGGAACAGACAAUCUCCACGCUGCAGCAGCAUCCUCGAGUGAUGGAGGAAUUGUAGCAGCGCUCCCUCCGAAGCGUCCUAAGAGGGUCCGGAAACCCAAGGCAGCACAAGAGACGGCAUCGACGGGAACUGGGCAGCAGCCAUGGACGGCCUACAACAUCACAAAGGAAGUCUAUGAACUUCGUCAGAAUAGGACGUUGGACGAGCACAUCGUACACCUCCGCGUUGUUCUGGAUCGUUUGCGACGAGCCAAGUACAAAGCGAAUCUCGACAAGUGCGAGUUCGCCAAUCAAGAGCUUGAGUACUUAGGUCAUUUUGUCACGCCGAAAGGCAUUCGUCCCUUAGCGGACAAGAUCCAAGCCAUCGUGGAUUGGCCGGAACCCCGUUGCACGACGGAUGUACGCUCUUUUAUGGGUUUGGCUGGAUAUUAUCAGCGAUUCGUCGAGUCAUACUCGAAAGUGGCCGCUCCUUUGUCGAGACACCAGUCCCCGAAGGUGCCCUUCGAGUUCGACGACGCAGCCCGUGGCACGUUUACUACAUUGAAGUCAGCGAUGCAAGCCGCACCUGCCCUCCGUAUAUACGACCCCACCUUACCCACCCAAGUGACUACGGACGCUUCGGGAUACGGCAUUGGUGCGGUGUUGGAACAGUGUCACGAGGACGGUUGGCAUCCGGUCGAGUAUUUCUCCCAAAAGGUGCCCCUCGUCAACACUCUAGACGACACUAGGAAGAAAGAGCUACUCGCGUUCGUCACCGUUCUCAAAAGGUGGCGCCACUAUCUUCUCGACCGUCCGCGUUUUAAAUGGUAUACGGACAAUAAUCCGUUGACCUUUUACAAAACGCAGGAUAUGGUCACUAGUACGAUCGGUCGAUGGAUGUAUUACAUCGACCAAUUCGACUUUGACCCGUGCCACAUUCCCGGUCCCGCCAAUCGAGCUGCGGACGCCCUCUCACGACGGCCCGACUUUUGUGCCAUUGUGACCACGGCAUUCAACCUCGAGGACGAUUUGCACCCGCAUUUCGUCAAAGGCUACGAGUCCGAUCCGACUUAUGCCACGUUUUAUGCAGAGCUUUCAUCGGAUCACCCCCCGGCUAGCCACUAUCGGAUAUCCGACGGGUUCCUUCUCCUUCACACGAGAGGAAAGGACUUGUUAGUUGUGCCCCAAGAUCGCAUCUUACCGACUCGUCUUCUCGGCAAAUUCCACGAUUCACGACUUUCGGCACACCUUGGCGUGAACCGCACACUAGCACGCCUCCGCCAGCGUUUUCACUGGCCCGACGUCCUUCAUGACGUCACGAGGUACAUUGAGUCAUGUGCAGUUUGCCACCGCAACAAGGGUCGAUCUCGAGUCCCCUUCGGUGAACUGAAACCAUUGCCGAUUCCGCGGGCACCUCGCCUCUCCAUUGCUAUGGACGUGACAGGCCCUGACCUUGAAUUGAAGCUAGCGGGCAAGCUGACGGUCCAUCUCAUGAGGGCUGAGAAUCUGAAGAACACAGAGGUUUGGGGCAAGUCCGACUCGUUUGUCAAGAUGUAUACGAGGUUGAAGUUCCCGCAGACUUCACGAGUCAUCAACGAUACACAGGACCCUGUCUGGGAUGAAACAUUCGAGUUGCAGUUGGAAGAUCCAGCAACUCAGAAGCUGGUCUUAAAGGUGAUGGACAUGAGUGUGGGAGGUAGGGUGGAAGCGCUCGGUGUGGCGGCCAUUGGGCUCGGCAACCUGGAGCACGAUAAACCCGUAGAGGUGACAGUAAACCUUUUGCCCUCGCUGAACAAAUAUACAGAGAAGAAAGACAGAGGCACCAUCACUGUUAAGCUUACGUGGCAUAAGUAUACGGAGGAGGAGCAGGAAGAAGCUAUGGCGGCAGAGGCGCGCGAAGUGGAAGAAGAGAGGCUGCGCGCCAGCAAAGCCGGUGUUCUUGGGUCCGUUGGAGGGGCGGUCGGUGGAGCCGUCACCGACGUCGCCGGGUUUGUCGGCGAUGGCGUUGGCGCCGCCGCCGGUGUUAUUAGCAGGGGCUUCUCGUCAGUGACGAGGGUCACAUCAAGUAAGUUGUCCAAGAGGCAGACAGCCAAGGGGAGUGCAAAAUUCUGAACCCUCGUUAGGUGGCCGUAAGCCGCAGGUUGCUUUUGACCCAUAUGAGGCUGCUUAACUAUGACAAAAGUUACGUCAAGAAAGGCGUCUAAAAGUCGCACACAGGGAAAGGGAGUGCAGACCGUGCGUGCUAACGGAUAAUGGGGGGUGGGAAAGAGGCCCAGAUAUGUCGUCACGAGGCAGGGACAGGGGCACGGUUUGUACUACAAGUCUGUGAAUGCCGACUUACAGUCGGCGUCUAUUAGUUUAGUUGUAUUGUUUGAUACGACACGUCGACAAUGUUUGCCACACUUACUUUAGCUGCUAACUUGUUAUGUUUUGACUAUUGUGUAUAUUCCAAUAUUGUACUUGCGCAUUUGGUUUGGAUGAAGAACCCACCCAAACGACGUAUUUUACCUGCACUAUCCGACACGACAGGGUGUACUAGUAUAUACAACACAUACUGUCGGUCGAGUAUCCGUACUAUUCGCGUAUACGACACAUUCGAUGCGUACGUAUGCUCGUGCAACGUACCAUCCUGGCAGUGUGCCAAUAGCAAGGUCCAGCAUUCUUCUUGCCGGCAUGAUUGUUAUUGAUGUUCCAAAUAAAGUGUAGAUAGUCAGGGUGAUUUUCAAAUUUUGUAAUAAAUUGUGAUUUUCAAA